ACAUGGUGUACAUGUGAUAAAUAACACUUCCCGGACACUAAACAAGGAUUGCAUGAAUGGCCUUACUUGUUCCUUUGUGAUCCAUUCAAAAUGAUGCAGCAGCGUUUAAACGGGUUGAAAAGCCGCAGUGAUGAAUCAAGGCUUCAAGCGGCCAAAGAUCUGCAGCAUUAUGUGUCUACAGAACUCCGCGAAGCUUCUGCCGAGCAGUACACGAGUUUUAUGGACGAACUUAAUCAUCACAUUUUCGAAAUGGUGUCGAGUUCUGAUGCGAAUGAAAAGAAAGGAGGAAUUAUGGCAAUUGUGGCUCUUAUUGGCAUCGACAAUGGGAAUACCACAAAAAUGAGCAGGUUUGCCAAUUACUUGAGAAACCUGUUACCGUCAAAUGAUCAAGUUGUGAUGCAGAUGGCUUCCAAGGCUAUGGGAAGAUUAGCUCUUACAGGAGGGACGUUUACUGCUGACUAUGUGGAGUUCGAGGUGAAGAGAGCGUUAGAGUGGCUUGGAGGUGACAGAAAUGAAGGUCGUCGACAUGCUGCUGUGUUGGUCUUGAAGGAACUGGCACUGAAUGCUCCAACAUUCUUCUUUCAACAAAUUCAGCCUUUUUUUGAGAAUAUUUCAAAUGCUGUACGAGACCCAAAGCAAGCAAUCCGUGAGGGUGCAGUGGAAGCCUUGCAAGCCUGUCUUGUUAUUUUGGCUCAGAGAGAAACAAAGGAAAUUCAGCAACGCCCCAUCUGGUACACUCAAAUCUAUUCUGAGGCAAAGAGAGGGUUUGAGGACACUCUUAACACCAAAGAAAAGGGUGUUGUUCUCACAAAAGAUGACAAAGCUCAUGGAUCUCUGCUUAUAAUGAAUGAACUGAUAAGAAGUGCAAGCAUUGAAGGAGAGAGAGCCAAACAGGAAUUAGAAGAAAUCUACUGUGAUCAAACCCAAACUCAAUUUAGUCUGGAUGAUCUAGGCAUUAAUUCUCCCAAGAGUAAGUUUGCUCUGCAGACUGGGUACCAACAUCAGAGAUCAUUGGCUUUACUUGGAGGGGGAGGGAUGGCGGAAACUAUCUGUCAUAGUAAAGUUUGUAAAGAUUUCAUGGAUGACCACUUUGAAGAGGUGUGCAAACUGGUUCUAAGAUACAAAACAACACGGAACAGCUCCAUCCAACAGAUGCUAUUGACCAUUCUGCCCAGACUUGCUGCAUUUCAACCAAAACGAUUUGUUAAAAGAUACCUCAGAGAGACUAUGGACUACUUAAGUGUUGCUCUUAGAAGAGAAAGAGAGCGGUCUUCAGCUUUCAAAGCAAUUGGAUUGAUAGCCAUUGCUGUACGACAAGAUGUUGAGAAGCACAGGGGACCUGUGUUUGAGCAAGUCAAAGUUCUUCUUCCAAUGAAGGAUCUUGGGCAUAAGCGUCAAAAAGCAGUGACUGUUGAUCCAAUGGUGUUUGCCUGUGUUGCAAUGAUGUCAAGAGCCAUCGGACCAAAGAUCUCAAAAGAAGUUAAAGACCUUUUAGAGCCAAUGUUAUCUGUUGGGCUGAGCCCAGCCCUUACAGCAUGUUUACAUGACUUAGCACACCAGGUACCACAACUAAAGAAAAGUAUUCAAGAUGGUCUCCUCAAAAUGCUCUCUACUAUCUUGAUGAACAAGCCUCCACGACAUCCUGGAGCACCGAGAAAUGCCACACCCACUUUAACUCCUUCAGCCUCAUCUCAUUCACUGUUUGACACUCUGGAUGUGACCAGCACUGUCUUGGCUUUAAGGACCUUGGGUACCUUUGAUUUUGAUGGACAUCUGCUGGCUCAUGGAAAUCUUGUUCGUCAUUGUGCUGAUACCUUUCUGGCAAGUGAGCAUAAGGAUAUCCGCAUAGAAGCUGUCAGAACUUGCUCUAGGCUCUUGUCACCAUCUCUCCAUCCUAUGGUUGUACCACAUGCUCCUCUUCAUCAUGCCAACAUCAGUGCCAGCUCAACACAAGUUGUGUCUGAGGUGUUGUCUAAGAUGUUGAUGGUGGGAAUAACUGAUCCAGACCCAGACAUUCGUUUUUGUGUGUUGUCAUCCUUGGAUGAGAGAUUUGAUGCGCACCUAGCCCAGGCAGAGAACUUAUCAGCUUUGUUUGUGGCUCUUAAUGAUGAGGAGUUUGAAAUUCGUGAACAUGCCAUCUGUACAAUUGGAAGGCUUAGCAGUUUGAAUCCAGCUUAUAUCAUGCCAUCACUGAGGAAAACUCUUAUUCAGAUAUUGACUGAGCUAGAAUACAGUGGAGUGGGACGCAACAAGGAACAGAGUGCUCGUAUGCUGGGUCAUUUAGUAUCCAAUGCACCAAGACUAAUUAGGCCUUAUAUGGAACCAAUCCUCAAGGCGCUGAUUCCAAAGCUAAAAGACCAAGAUCCCAAUGUAGUUAUAAGUGUAUUGGCUGCCAUCGGAGAACAUGCUCAGGUCAGUGGAACAGAGAUGAGCAAGUGGCUGAAUGAGCUUUGUCCCAUAAUUCUUGAUAUGCUGCAGGAUGCUUCACUGAACAACAAAAGAGAGAUUGCUCUGUGGACUCUUGGUCAGCUUGUGGAGAGUACUGGAUAUGUAGUAGAACCCUACAGGAAGUACCCUAACCUUUUAGAGGUCUUGUUGAACUUCCUCAAAACAGAACAGGCCAUUGGAAUAAGGCGAGAGGCCAUCCGAGUGCUUGGACUUUUAGGAGCUCUUGAUCCUUAUAAACAUAAACUAAAUCAGACUGGAGGGCUCCUAGUGGGUGGAAACUCUGCCAAAGACUCGACAGAUAACGAAGCAGCUGAUACUAGCACAAGUGAAAUGUUAGUUACCAUGGGCAGCAUUCAGCUAGAGGAGUUCUACCCUGCAGUGGCUGUGUCUGCUCUCAUGAGAAUCGUCAGGGACUCAUCACUGUCCAGUCACCAUACUAUGGUGAUUCAGGCUGUGACAUUUAUUUUUAAGAGUCUUGGAAUGAAGUGUGUGACCUACCUCUCUCAGAUUAUGCCAUCAUUUCUGAAUGUCAUUAGAACUUGUGAUUCAUCAUUUAGAGAGUUUGUACUUCAGCAACUAGGAGUGCUGAUAUCAAUUGUCAAGCAACAUAUCAGAAACUACUUGGAUGAAAUAUUUGGUCUGAUCAAGCAAUACUGGAUCCUUAACAGUCCAAUGCAGACGACCAUUAUACUGUUAGUAGAACAGAUAGUUACAGCCCUAGGAGGAGAAUUCAAGAUCUACUUGCCGCAGAUUAUUCCUCAGAUACUCAAAGUGUUUAUGCAUGACAACAGCUCUCAAAGGAGUGUCACAACAAAGCUAUUGAAUGCACUUCAGAUGUUUGGUUCCAGCCUCGAUGACUACCUCCAUCUUCUUGUUCCACCAGUUGUCAAACUGUUUGAUUCGUCUGACAUCCCGCUUGUCGUCAGAAGAUGUGCUUUAGAGACUUUGGACCGUCUCAGUGAGUCUCUGGAUCUCACAGACUUUGCAUCACGAAUCAUUCAUCCAAUAAUGAGGACAUUAGACUCAUGCCCAGACCUACGCCAUACAGCUAUGGAUACUUUGUGUUCUCUGGUGUUCCAGUUAGGGAAACAAUAUUCUACAUUCAUUCCCACUGUUCAUAAGGUAAUUGUGAGACAUCGGAUCCAGCACCAACGUUAUGACAUUCUGAUCACUAAAAUUGUGAAGAGCCCUUUUCUGUUGGAUUGGGAGAACGAAGUAUUGUCUCGCCGCCAAAAGGCUGGUAGAGGAAACUUGGCAGAUGACUCCGCUACCAAUGCAGCCAUUGAAGCUGCGAGCAUCAAGAAGCUGACAUUUAAGGCGGACAGUCUUCAAAGGGCGUGGGGGGCAUCAAGGUGCGUGUCAAAGGAUGAUUGGAUGGAAUGGUUGAGAAGACUGAGUGUGGAACUUCUAAAAGAAUCACCUUCACCCGCAUUACGGUCAUGUUGGGCUACAGCACAGACUUACCCCCCUCUUGCAAGGGACCUGUUCAAUGUUGCGUUCGUAUCUUGUUGGUCAGAGCUACACGAAGAACUUCAGAAUGAAUUAGUGAAACACUUGGAGAUGGCCUUGGGAAGUCAAAUCCCAGAAAUCACUCAGACCUUGCUUAAUUUGGCAGAAUUUAUGGAGCACACGGAAAAGGGCGCACUGCCUUUAAACAAUGAUCUGUUAGGUGAACAGGCCUCGAAAUGUCGAGCUUAUGCAAAAGCGCUGCAUUACAAAGAAGAGGAAUUUCACAGAGGACCAACCACUGAGACACUGGAGGCUCUGAUCAGCAUAAACAACAAACUGCAGCAACCACAGGCAGCCCAUGGUGUUUUGGUUUAUGCUAUGAAGAAUCACGGAGCAGAUGUGAAAAUUAAGGAGCGCUGGUACGAAAAACUCCAUGACUGGGAGCAAGCGUUGGAAGCUUACAACAAGAAAUUGAUUCAAAAUCCUGAUGAAAUCAACCUCUCCUUGGGACGGAUGAGAUGCCUCGAAGCAUUGGGCGAAUGGGGGGAGCUUCAUCAGGUAGCUGUUGAAAAGUGGCCGGUGGUAAGUGAUGACAUCAGACAACAGAUGGCUAGAAUGGCAGCCGCAGCAGCCUGGGGACUGGGUAACUGGGACAGUAUGGAGGAAUAUACCUGUAUGAUACCCCGUGAGACACAAGAAGGAGCUUUCUACAGAGCAGCUCUUGCUCUUCAUCAAAACCAUUUCCAACAAGCACAAGGAUGUAUUGACUCAGCACGUGAUGUGUUAGACACGGAGUUAACAGCCCGAGCUGGCGAGAGCUACAACCGAGCUUAUGGGGCUAUGGUGAGUGUACAGAUGUUAUCAGAGCUUGAAGAAAUUAUCCAGUUUAAGUUAGUCCCAGAGAGGAGAGAAGCCAUUAAAAGAACUUGGUGGAACAGGCUGCAGGGAUGCCAGCGAGUAGUAGAAGACUGGCAAAAGAUUCUAAAAGUUCGCUCCCUAGUCCUCUCCCCACAGGAGGACAUGAAAUCAUGGCUGAAGUACUCUAGUUUAUGCCGAAAGAGCGGCCGACUUGCGCUUAGUCACAAGACUCUGGUCAUGCUGCUUGGAACAGAUCCAUCGAAACAAGUUGACCAACCUUUACCAACCACCUACCCACAAGUCACGUUUGCUUACAUGAAGCACAUGUGGAGAGAAAAUAAACAGGAUGACGCUUUCAAACAUCUUCAGUAUUUUGUGCAAAACACGCUGCACCAGCAGGCGUUGUCGUCUCUGUCACCCACUGAUGAUGGACAGAAGAGAGAGGAGCUCCUCAAACUUGUUGCCAGGUGUUACCUGAAGCUUGGUGACUGGCAAACAGCUCUUGAGGGAUACAGCGAGAAAUCUAUUCCUCAAAUACUUCAGUAUUAUGCUGCAGCUACAGAAAAUGACAGAAACUGCUACAAGGCAUGGCACGCGUGGGCUUACAUGAACUUUGAAACAGUGUUGUACUACAAAAGUCAACAGUCAGGAACUGAUGGCCCUAAUAAUGGAAACGCUUCCAAAAAUCCUCCGCCGAUGUCGACCUCAUCUGUAGCUAACCCAGUGAUCACAUACGCGGUGCCUGCAGUGAACGGUUUCUUUAAGUCAAUUGCUCUGUCCAGCGGCAAUUCCCUUCAAGAUACCCUCAGAUUGUUGACACUGUGGUUUGAUUAUGGUCACUGGCCUGAGGUUUACGAAGCUCUCGUGGAGGGAAUUAAAACAAUUCAGAUUGACACAUGGCUUCAGGUCAUUCCGCAACUGAUCGCCAGGAUUGAUACUCCUCGCCAACUUGUUGGACGACUUAUUCAUCAGCUGCUCACAGAUAUUGGAAAACAUCAUCCACAGGCUUUGAUCUAUCCACUUACUGUAGCCUCCAAAUCAGCAAGCAGUGCCCGUCACGACGCAGCCAAUCAGAUUCUAAAUAACAUGUGUGAACAUAGCCAACAGCUCGUACAACAAGCAGUUAUGGUAAGUGACGAGCUUAUCCGAGUGGCCAUCUUGUGGCAUGAAUUAUGGCAUGAAGGGCUCGAAGAAGCUUCAAGGCUUUACUUCAGCGAAGGCAAUGUAAAAGGAAUGUUUACCGCUUUGGAGCCGCUGCAUCAGAUGAUGGAGAGGGGACCACAGACUCUCAAAGAAACUUCGUUUAACCAGGCUUACGGCCGGGACCUUAUGGAAGCUCAGGAGUGGUGUAGGAAGUAUCAGCGAUCAGGAAAUGUAAAAGAUCUUACUCAGGCCUGGGAUUUGUACUACUUGGUCUUUAGAAGAAUCUCCAAACAACUACCACAGUUGACUUCUCUAGAGCUUCAGUACGUGUCUCCCAAACUGUUGAUGUGUCGGGACCUGGAGCUGGCUGUACCGGGAACCUACGAACCUCACAAACCUGUGAUACACAUCAGACAUGUUCAUGCCUCCCUUAACGUCAUUACGUCCAAACAGAGACCAAGAAAACUGUUUAUUACAGGGAGUAAUGGCUCCGAGUUCAUGUUUUUGCUGAAGGGCCACGAAGAUCUUCGGCAGGACGAAAGAGUCAUGCAACUUUUUGGUUUGGUGAACACUCUGUUGGCUGGUGAUCAAGAAACUUCCAAGAGACAUUUGGGAAUUGUGCGUUAUGCAGUCAUUCCGCUGUCAACAAACUCUGGUCUGAUUGGUUGGGUGCCUCACAGUGACACCCUGCACGCCCUCAUCCGGGACUAUCGGGAAAAGAAAAAGAUUCUCCUUAAUAUAGAACAUCGCAUCAUGUUAAGAAUGGCGCCUGAUUAUGACCAUUUGACUCUAAUGCAAAAAGUGGAGGUGUUUGAGCAUGCGCUGUCCAACACCAAUGGAGAUGACUUGGCUAAGCUGUUGUGGCUGAAAAGUCCCAGCUCAGAGGUAUGGUUUGAUCGUCGAACUAACUACACUCGAUCUCUUGCUGUUAUGUCCAUGGUGGGAUAUGUGCUGGGCCUGGGAGACAGGCAUCCAUCAAAUUUGAUGCUGAACCGCUUAAAUGGAAAGAUCGCCCAUAUCGAUUUUGGUGAUUGCUUUGAGGUGGCAAUGACCAGAGAAAAGUUUCCCGAGAAAAUCCCGUUUAGACUGACGAGAAUGUUGACGAAUGCUAUGGAGGUGACUGGUAUUGAUGGAAACUACCGAAUGACGUGUGAAAGUGUCAUGCGAGUUCUGCGGGCUCACAAGGACAGUGUCAUGGCAGUGUUGGAAGCUUUUGUUUACGAUCCCUUACUGAAUUGGAGGCUUAUGGAUUCUACGCCAAAAAUCAAACGCUCCAAGGGCAGAUCUGACACGAUGUCUGAGGGAGGGGAGGAUGUUCUCGAAGGCGUGGAGGUGAAUCCUGAACGCCCCACCAAGAAGCAGUCGACAGAACACAUGCCAUCUUACGAAGAUGAAAGCGGCCCUAAGCCAGAGGCCCUUAACAAGAAAGCUGUCGCCAUUGUUAACCGUGUGAGAGACAAAUUAACAGGAAGCGACUUCACUAGUAAUAACAACCUCGAUGUACCCACCCAAGUUGAUCUUCUGAUCAAACAAGCCACUUCACACGAGAAUCUCUGCCAGUGCUACAUAGGAUGGUGUCCAUUCUGGUGAGCAGAAAAAUACAAAUUUAUAAGGACUACCUUGGAUUCUUGCACAGAACAAAUGGCAGAUAUGAUUGUAGUUUCAAAGAAAAGCGCUUGAACGAGUAGCCGACAUCUAAAUAAUUAUUUUCCCUGACUUGUUCUCAGCUCGCCUUGGUGAAAGGGCAUCUGUGCAUGCCCUAAAAUCAAAACAUAACGCCCUUGCUAAAUAUGAAACCGUCGAAAAGAGGGUCAUUAACGGCAACCUCACUGUUAUGAUCUCCGAUUAUGUUUGAAAUGAGUGGUAUUCCUUUAAACUUUAAACGAGUCUCCUUCGCCUUUAUUUCUCAUCUUUUUUUGUGGAUUGCUGUCGCAUGCAACAGGCAUGAGGUCAGCUGAAACCUUUCCUAGAACUAUCCGAUUUCCCGACCAGACGGCGCGUUGCUCGUUUAUUUAAUUUAGUUUUUGUAAAUUGUAUUACACAAAUUUGUAAGUUUUUAUUUUGUUAGUAAAAUGUAGAGAAAGGCUUUAAACUUGCAUCGCACGCUAAUUUACUAUGAGUGACCUUAUUCAGUGCCAACUGUGUUAGAAGAUUAUGACGCUAAAAUAAAAUUUCCAAGUUACUUGCAACAA
This is a messenger RNA of Pocillopora verrucosa, 8090 nucleotides long. Its product is annotated as serine/threonine-protein kinase mTOR. NCBI's taxonomy places the organism in Eukaryota, Metazoa, Cnidaria, Anthozoa, Scleractinia, Pocilloporidae. Gene Ontology annotation, cellular component: TORC1 complex; TORC2 complex; nucleus. The record is from RefSeq and is a predicted model, not a curated record. Gene Ontology annotation, molecular function: protein serine/threonine kinase activity; protein-containing complex binding; protein binding. Gene Ontology annotation, biological process: negative regulation of macroautophagy; TOR signaling; protein phosphorylation.